ACUUGCCAGUGACUUUUGUGUAAACACAAAAUUUGGAAAAAUCGUACCGCGCAUUUAUUUUUUGAUCUUCACCAAAAUAUCAACCACCACCAUCAGGUCAUAUCAAGUGAGUGGAUUAUUGUAUCUAAUGUCAAAGUUAUUAGGAUCAAAGGUUGUGUUGGAGCAACUAAAGGUGAUAAAUAGUUUGGGAAAGACCAAUCGAUGGAGUCUACAGCCGUUGGCAACCAACAAUGGGUCUAGCUAUCUUACAGCAAAGUAUCAAUUGAAAACGUUUAAGACCACUUGGAAGUUCUUAAAUGAAGUAGCCAAAACUGCUGAUGAACUCAGACAUCAUCCCACCAUUGAAACGACCUAUAACAAAAUCGAUAUCAAGUUAACUACUCAUGAUGAGGAGAAUCACGUCACAGAGUUAGAUCUAGAGUUAGCUAAGGCUAUUGAAGAAAUAUAUACUACAAAGUUUGAUAAAUCAGCCAGCUAAAUAAUUACUUUUGAUUUACUUAUAUUACACUGUCUAACC
Molecule: messenger RNA, 517 nt
Organism: Scheffersomyces coipomensis
Lineage: Eukaryota; Fungi; Ascomycota; Pichiomycetes; Serinales; Debaryomycetaceae
Gene: PHHB
Product: 4a-hydroxytetrahydrobiopterin dehydratase
Exons: 1
Coding region: 128-478 (116 amino acids)
Biological process (GO): tetrahydrobiopterin biosynthetic process
Molecular function (GO): 4-alpha-hydroxytetrahydrobiopterin dehydratase activity
Source: RefSeq, a predicted model, not a curated record